CGGCCGGCGGCCGGGGCUCGCCCGCGCCCCUCCCUCCUCUCCGGCGGCGGCGGCGGCGGCGGCGGCGGCGGGCGGAGAGCGCGGCGGAGCCUGGAAUAUGGUCGGGGAAAUGGAAACGAAGGAGAAGCCGAAGCCCACCCCGGAUUACCUGAUGCAGCUGAUGAACGACAAGAAGCUCAUGAGCAGCCUGCCCAACUUCUGCGGGAUCUUCAACCACCUCGAGCGGCUGCUGGACGAAGAAAUUAGCAGAGUACGGAAAGACAUGUACAAUGACACAUUAAAUGGCAGUACAGAGAAAAGGAGUGCAGAAUUGCCUGAUGCUGUGGGACCUAUUGUUCAGUUACAAGAGAAACUUUAUGUGCCUGUAAAAGAAUACCCAGAUUUUAAUUUUGUUGGGAGAAUCCUUGGACCGAGAGGACUUACAGCCAAACAGCUUGAAGCAGAAACAGGAUGUAAAAUAAUGGUUCGAGGCAAAGGCUCAAUGAGGGAUAAAAAGAAGGAAGAACAAAAUAGAGGCAAGCCCAACUGGGAGCAUCUAAAUGAAGAUUUACAUGUAUUAAUCACUGUAGAAGAUGCUCAGAACAGAGCAGAAAUCAAACUGAAGAGAGCAGUUGAAGAAGUGAAGAAAUUACUGGUACCUGCAGCAGAAGGAGAGGAUAGCCUGAAGAAGAUGCAGCUGAUGGAGCUUGCCAUUCUGAAUGGCACCUACAGAGAUGCCAACAUUAAAUCACCAGCCCUUGCCUUUUCUCUUGCAGCAACUGCCCAGGCUGCUCCAAGGAUCAUUACUGGGCCUGCGCCUGUCCUCCCACCAGCUGCCCUGCGUACGCCUACGCCAGCUGGCCCUACCAUAAUGCCUUUGAUCAGACAAAUACAGACCGCUGUCAUGCCAAACGGAACUCCUCACCCAACUGCUGCAAUAGUCCCUCCAGGGCCCGAGGCUGGGUUAAUCUACACGCCCUAUGAAUACCCCUAUACAUUGGCACCAGCUACAUCAAUCCUUGAGUACCCUAUUGAGCCCAGUGGUGUAUUAGGUGCGGUGGCUACUAAAGUUCGAAGGCACGAUGUGCGUGUCCAUCCUUACCAAAGGAUUGUGACCGCAGACCGAGCCGCCACCGGCAACUAACCUAUGACCUUCUGACCUCUGAACUCUUCACCCAAUGAUGACCUGACCAUGCCUGCCUGCUGAUCAGUUAACUGGUAAUCGCCUUUGCUUGCCUGUCGUCAGUGCAGCGAGCUGAGGCACUUGUCCGUUCGUCUUACCAUCUAACCAAACAAAAGACAAAGAAAUUGUCCUCCAACUCAGCUUUUUUUUUCCCUCCCUUGUUUGGGUGAAAGUGGUUCUAGAACCUGCACUGAAUAGUAGUAAAGCAAUAAGGCCCAGUUCAUCCCACAGCACUGAUCAUCUUUCAAUGUCCUACCCUAAGCGAACGGUAAGAAGAAAGGGAGACAGAUGGCCCUUAACUACUCAAAUGACAGAGGCAGUUACUGUGAGAGACUCUAGGAAUCUUUUUCUUCCCAUAGCGAAGUCAAAGCUCUCUCUGAAUGUACUGUGUGGUGGUGCAUCAUGCAUGAACCUUUGGUCAGGGAUGUCAUUGGUGAAGCGAUUUCACAAAGUAUUCAAAAUUUGAUAUGCUGUUUAGUCACUACUAUGCCCUCAAAGGGCAGAAGUUGCAGCCUUUUUUUUUUAUAUUGCCUGCCAAAAUUUGAAGUAUUAGAAGAAAUUGUGCCAUGAGACAAAAACGUAUUGAAGAGUUUUAAAAAGUAAUACAAACAGCAAAACUGCAACACUAUUUUUAAAAAGAUAACUAUCUCAGUUAAAAUUACUGAACCAUUAUUUUACACCUCCUUAAACAAAUAUUUGAGAACAAGGUACAUGCAUUAUGUGUCACAUUACUGGGCAAACUGUUCAAGUAUUUUUUUUAAACUUCCCUGUAUAGAAAAAAAAAAUCAUUAAGGAUGUAAAAGCCAUGCUUGCCUAUUUGCUGUAUACAUGUAAUGAAAUUGUAGAUAAAGUGUAGUGCAUUGAAACAAAUGAACAAAAAGUAGAUACUUUUACUAUACAAGGGUGCUGGUGCAGAAAAAAAUAUAUAUAUUUUUGGAAAUGUAGCAUUUUAUACUUUCAAGUGUUAUAAAAAAAAGAAAAAGAACAAAGAAACCCUUUAUUUCAUUAAAUAAUUUUUUCUGGUGGUUGUCAAGAAACAAAAGACCAAAAGAGCCUUUUUGUCUUUCUUUUUUUAUUUUUUAAGUAUUGGAAUAAGUCUAAAGAAAAGAAAGUGCCUUAUUUUCCUUCAUGGUCAUUUAGUCAAGUGUCUUGUAAGAUCAGCUCCUCCCUCAGAAUAAAAGUUAAUGCAUGCUACUCAGUCGCCCAGUAUGUGAAAGAAGUUAUGAGGGGAGGUUAAAUGAGUUGAUGGUUUGAAUUAUAUGAUUUGUGCCACGUUACCUUGAUGCAAAUUUGCCAAAUCUGAUACUGUGAAAAAUUUAAUAACUUUUCUUAGGUUUGACUAGUAAGUUUUAAAGUGUCAUUCUUUUAAAAAUCAUAAUUGAGUACUUUUGGUUAUUAUAGUCUGUAAUAUUAGCCCAGAGGAUUCUGAGAGAAAAAUUAUGUUAGAUCUGAACAUCAUUUUACAGACAAAAUUAGAGUUUUAUUUUCUUUGGCGAAGAGGGGAUAAAUUGGAUUCUUUUUUUCUUACAAAUUGGAGAUAAUAGUACACCUACCAAACUUUUCCACAGAAAUUUUCCUUUGCGAUUUUCAUUCUGAAAAACGGUAUUUUUAAGUGACCCACAUUGAAUCCGACUUCCUUAUCUCAUACCAGAUCACUUGUGCAGCCCAUCUCUCUGCUGGCUUUAGUAGUUGCCUCUACAUGCACACAUUUUUGUCCCUCCCCCCCUUUUUUAAACUUUACAAGAAUGUGAAAAACUAGCAUUAUUGUGCAUAUAAUAUGGAACUGCAUUUCAGUUUGAGCUUCCAGUUUCUCGUGAAGUUCAAACCAUUUUGUAGUUGAAGUGAUUGGUGUGCGAAGCCUGCAUCUAAACACUUGAGUGAAUAACCAUUAACUGCUCAGUACCAGAUGUGGCAAAUCUCAAGUGAUGGUGGAUCCCCAGCUCAUCAACUCGGGCCUUCUUUCAUACCUUCUCAGCUCCACAGUCACGGUCAGCAGGAAGCUCAGUGGGCACCUUCAAGGUGACCUCUAUCAUCUUGUCUCACUUGGAACCGUUUUCAGUUUAUUUACUAUGCAAUAGACAUUGCUUCGUACUCAGCUAGCUUUGGUUUAAUGUGCCACUGCUUUGUCUUUCUGUUACACAUACAGUUGUUUUGAUUUAUUUACGAUAUAUGCUGUGCCAUUUUGAUUUUUAUUUUGUUUGGUUGGUUAAAUAAAUUUGCGACACUCAAACACUUGAGGUGAUAGUAAAAAACAAUACCAGUAUUUGAUUCAGUCUCAUCUCAACUGUGUUAUACCUGGACAUUUUAGAUGUUUAUCAAAGGUCUUUUAUGGGGAAGAAAGUAAAUGUAUGAAACAAUAAAUGUGUGACAUUUAUGAGUAAUGUUGGCUCUGAACAAACUUUUGAAAACUUAGUUGACAAAAUUUUGGAUCAACUGAAAAAAAAGCAUGACUUUUGAAAUCUCUGAAUGCCUUGGUUCUCAGUAUUAUCAUUCUUUAUUGAAUUUAUUUCUUAUUAAAGUAUGUAGUUUUUAAGACUUUUCUGACAGUAUUAUGUAAUUUUUUUAGUGUGGGUAGAUGGGAGUGUCGCUUGUAUGUUACCGUACAGCAGACAUGUAUUUUUUGUCUAUUCUUUAUUAUCUUAGUAGUUUCAUGCUAUGUAUGUACCAUAACCAACCUAUUGCCUAUGAGAAACAUGUAAGAUAAUGUAUUUACAGCCAUUGUUACAAGUUUAUAAUGUAUUUUUCUAUCUUGUUUUAUAUGUAUGUUAUAUAACAUUCAAAAAGAAUUUUUUUCUUGAUUGAGAAAAGGAUACAAAUGCAAAAUCCACAAUUUUGAUAACUGAAAAUUGCCAAUUGUUUUGCAGUACUUUAUUAUAUUGGGUGUCUUGUCUUUCUUGGGCUUUUAGUUAGCUAAUGAAUGAAUACUUUAGACACUUUGGGUUUUAGUUGGGAUUUUACAUAGCUUGCAUUUUAAUUCUUUGGUUCUUUGCUGUUUCUAUUAACCCAUAGCAUUAUUUUAAUAAAUGUUAUAAUACCAACCUA
Messenger RNA from Dipodomys spectabilis (banner-tailed kangaroo rat), 4204 nucleotides. RefSeq names its product QKI, KH domain containing RNA binding (gene Qki). NCBI's taxonomy places the organism in Eukaryota, Metazoa, Chordata, Mammalia, Rodentia, Heteromyidae. The transcript is spliced from 8 exons. Gene Ontology annotation, molecular function: mRNA binding. The coding region runs from base 98 to 1123 and encodes 341 amino acids. Gene Ontology annotation, biological process: regulation of mRNA splicing, via spliceosome. Gene Ontology annotation, cellular component: nucleus. The record is from RefSeq and is a predicted model, not a curated record.